AUGGGCAUUGUGGCGGGGCGAAAGGAUUUUCAGCCGGAGAAUUUGGACGCAAGCACUUGGCCUGCUUAUGAAGGCACAAUCAAUCCAAACAAGCACGCUCCUGCCUCAGUUUGUACCCCUCAAAUGGAAUCCGAGGACCUCAACCAAGCAUACUUCUCCUUCACAUAUAUUCGAGAUCGUAUUCCGCCACUACCACCUAUACCAGAUACGACACAAGUGCGUCAACAGGAAAUUAAUCGUUUGAUAAUUCAAUCCGAAAUGAAUUCUUCAACUCCACGAAGCGGUUGGUCUGUACAUGGACCUCAAAAUGCAUGGGGAAACCUCGGAGCUAGUGGUGAUCCAAAUGAUUCUCGAACGAGUGAUGCAUGGCAAGACAGUUCUACUCGUACUGCUAGAAUACAAGAUUUGAAAACUCAGAGAUGGACUUCUACAGCAGACGAUCAGGCCUAUGCGUCGGAUCGGAACCUUGCUGCUCACAGAGGUGACCAAACCGAAACCAAUAUCAACACAUCUUCAUACCCUCAUUCAGAUUUACCACUGCCCCAUCCAAAUCUAAAUCUCGAUUUUCGUAUGUCAGUUUCCCUAAAUCCUCGAAUUUCCAUUGGCCAAACACCAUUUGGACAUCGAAAUUGGAUAUCAUUCACAGGUGGUGUGUGGUCUGGAUCGUGGGGAUCAGGAAUCCCCGGAGGUCAGGAUAGCCAACUGAUAAUACCAGACGGAUCAGCCCGUCUAGAAACGAAUUAUCUACUUCAAACUCAUGAUGAUCCUCCAGCACAUAUUGCGAUCAAAACGCAUGGUUGGAGAACGGGUCCGACUGAAGUAUUGGCUCAGCUAGCGGACCCUGCGUUAGCUGAUCAAGUUGACCCGAAUAGUUAUAAAUUUAGGUUGUUUAUCGAGAUGGAGACAGGUGAUGAGAGAUAUUGUUCAAAGGUCAAUUGUGGAAUGUGGGUGGGUAGUGGAAUGAGAAAGGGGGCGGAAGUUAUCUAUGAAAGAGGAAGUAGUGAUGGUGAAAAUGCCGGCCCGGGAGUUCUACUUCUUCCAUUGACUUCGAGCAGAUCAUGA
Messenger RNA from Botrytis fragariae, 1062 nucleotides. RefSeq lists its product as uncharacterized. Lineage: Eukaryota; Fungi; Ascomycota; Leotiomycetes; Helotiales; Sclerotiniaceae. Bases 1 to 1062 code for a protein of 353 amino acids. The transcript has 5 exons. The record is from RefSeq and is a predicted model, not a curated record.